UCGUUUGCAUUAAAUAGAAAAUAAUAAAAAUUUCUUUAAAAAGGUAAAAAACCAUUUUAGUGUCUAUUUCCUAUAGAUGGCACAAUUGUCUCAUCUUCUGUACUUCCAAAUGCAACACAAUUGGUAUCUUACUUGAAUCGAGUAGUCAUUGGCAUAAGAAUAUAGCCUAAAACAGUUUUUUCUAACGACUGGACUGUAAAUUUAUUUACUUGAUGUAUUAACAGCUUUAUAUAGACAUAUUUCACACGGAAUUUGAUAUAGCCAUUUUCAUCUGGUGUCAUUACAAUGGCCGAUUCCAGUGAUUUGGAUCGGCAAAUUGAACAACUUAAGAAAUGUGAAAUCAUAAAGGAAGCAGAAGUAAAAGCUUUAUGUGCAAAGGCUCGUGAAAUUCUUAUAGAAGAAAGUAAUGUACAACGAGUUGAUUCUCCAGUGACAGUAUGUGGAGAUAUUCAUGGUCAAUUCUAUGAUCUGAAAGAAUUAUUUAAAGUAGGUGGUGAUGUUCCAGAAACUAAUUAUCUUUUCAUGGGAGAUUUUGUUGAUAGAGGAUUCUAUAGUGUCGAAACAUUCCUUCUUCUCCUUGCAUUAAAAGUACGUUAUCCUGAUAGGAUUACAUUAAUAAGAGGGAAUCAUGAAUCAAGGCAAAUUACUCAAGUAUAUGGAUUUUAUGAUGAAUGUUUACGUAAAUAUGGUAGUAUUACAGUAUGGCGAUAUUGUACUGAAAUUUUUGAUUAUUUAUCGCUGUCGGCAAUUAUAGAUGGUAAAAUAUUUUGUGUUCAUGGUGGUUUGUCUCCUAGCAUUCAAACUCUUGAUCAAAUUCGCACUAUAGAUAGAAAACAAGAAGUUCCUCAUGAUGGUCCAAUGUGUGAUCUAUUAUGGUCUGACCCAGAAGAUACUCAAGGUUGGGGAGUCUCACCCCGUGGAGCAGGAUACUUAUUUGGUAGUGAUGUUGUAGCUCAGUUUAAUUCUGCUAAUGAUAUUGAUAUGAUAUGUAGAGCACAUCAGUUGGUAAUGGAAGGUUAUAAAUGGCAUUUCAAUGAAACUGUUCUCACAGUAUGGUCUGCUCCAAAUUAUUGUUAUAGGUGUGGUAAUGUGGCGGCUAUAUUGGAAUUAAACGAACACUUACAAAGGGAUUUUACGAUCUUUGAAGCAGCACCACAAGAAAGUCGAGGAAUACCUAGCAAGAAACCACAAGCAGAUUACUUUUUGUGAAUUGAAUAUUAUGAAAUUCAAACCUGCAUGUUAUCAUUCUAAAAUCACUGACAUAGGAUCUUUAAGUUUUUCAUAGGUAAUAUGUGUGUGUUCAUGUUAUGACACCACAAGUAUUUCCAAUUUAUACGAAAUCAUCAAAUUUAUUUUUAGUAUAUUUUUAUGGCUAUAUAUAUAAAUCGACAAUUAUAUUUAUUAUUGAAUACUGGACAAAAUUAUUUGCCAAAAAGAUUACGUAGAAAUGACAACAUAUGUUUAAUAUGAAAGAAUACUAGCACUCACGAUAAAAUAAUCGUGCUUUACUUCGUUAUUUUGCAUCUAUAAAGUCUUCAAAAACUUUUUUGUAAACUCUAAUAUCGAAAGAAAAGUACAUUGAAGUUUCCACUACAUUUUUUUCAAAAAAGAAAAAAAGAAAAAAAAAGAAAGAGACAUUAAAAAAGCCAUACAAAACUUAAUUCUGUAUCCGUAUAAAGAUUAUAUUUCUUAAUUAGUUUUUCUGUAUCUUUCCAAUUUUUGCAUUCUUUUAUGUAUAUCAUUUGUUGAUACGUAAUUUUUUCUGGAUGUACAUGUCAAAGGAAGUAAAAUACAAGUUAAACGCUUAAAUUCAUUAAAUACAUUUAUUGAAAUAAAGCGUAAUCUUUAGUCUUAAUAGAACUGACCGUGAAUCUAGCAAAACAACAAUUUAUUGCAUAAAGUAAUUAAAUGAUUCAUUUUAUAUUUACGUUAUUUCUGUAAAUUGUAAAUCUUUCAUCGAUCUUUAAAUAACAGAAGUCAAACGCUAUUUGUCAUACGUGUUUUUGUAAUAAAUAUGCAUAAAUAUCAAAUUCCGUAUAAUCAUGAGUUAUAUCGUUGAUUAAUUUUAUUUUUUACCAAGACUGUUAAUAUAAACGGUACGAUACGAUAAAAAAAUGAAAGAAAUUGAAAAAUGUUAAGAAAUGUAUGAAAUUUACGUAUAUUAGGAUUAAAUGUUUUAUUUAAUAAAGCCGUUUAUAGACGGAUACAUUAAAUCUGUUUUAUUUUAUGCAUGUAAAAAUUAAAAAUUCACGCGCUUUGUCCUACGUAUAAUUUAAUUAUUUGUUUUAAUUUUCAAGUUUCAUUUUCUACCUCCUUUUAAUACUGAUACAUUGUAUGUUGUUAUAUUAAAUGUUUUUUUAGUUACUUUUGAUUUAGUGAAUUCAAUAAAAGUCGAGAAUUACAUAUUUAUAUUAUUCGACGUGAUUUGAAUAUAAUCAUGUAAUUUGAACAUGCAUAUGAAAAAAAGAAAAUUAAGUUAUCAUAUACAUCUAUAUACACUUGUUAAAUUACACAUAAAGGAUAAUAAUUGAUUUUAAUAUAGUCGCAUAUCCCUAGAAUUACUUCCUUCUCCGAUUUACUUUCAUCCAACAACUUUUUACUAUUUUUGAUCUUUAUUUAUUUAAUUCGAAUAUAUUAGAUGAAUAUUACAUGCACGAUGUUUCACACUGUUAUUUAUUUAUAAAAAAAUUUAUUGGAAUGAUUUGGAAAUAAAUUCAAGUACAUUAUUUUAAUAUGUAAAAUUAUAUGAUAUUGUCGCAUAAUAAGAACAUAUAUUUUCUAAUAUACAGCUUAUUCCAGUAUAUCAAUUGCACGAAUUUCAUGCGAUGCAAGUCGUGGUAUAAUUGUAUUUAAGAAAUAUUUGCGAAAUUGACACCCGUAGAAAUCUCUUGUCGGGUUUUCUUUGUCUUCAUCUUAUGUUUAUAUAUAUUGCAUUUUAAUUACUUAAUUGGAUAGGUUGGAUUUAUAAACUUUUCAUUUGAAUGAUUUUGUACUCUAAUAUAUAUCGUAUUUAUAACAUUUUUUGAAUCCUAUAUACUGAAAUAUUGUAAUUAUUAUUAAAUCUUCAUGACUCAAAAA
Molecule: messenger RNA, 3078 nt
Organism: Vespula pensylvanica (western yellowjacket)
Lineage: Eukaryota; Metazoa; Arthropoda; Insecta; Hymenoptera; Vespidae
Gene: Pp4-19C
Product: serine/threonine-protein phosphatase 4 catalytic subunit
Exons: 6
Coding region: 286-1209 (307 amino acids)
Biological process (GO): double-strand break repair via homologous recombination; peptidyl-serine dephosphorylation
Cellular component (GO): cytoplasm; nucleus
Molecular function (GO): protein serine/threonine phosphatase activity
Source: RefSeq, a predicted model, not a curated record